Lipotes vexillifer (Yangtze River dolphin) is the source of this 2236-nucleotide messenger RNA. RefSeq names its product sorting nexin 9 (gene SNX9). Bases 1 to 2043 code for a protein of 680 amino acids. The record is from RefSeq and is a predicted model, not a curated record. Gene Ontology annotation, biological process: endosomal transport; plasma membrane tubulation; mitotic cytokinesis. Lineage: Eukaryota; Metazoa; Chordata; Mammalia; Artiodactyla; Lipotidae. Gene Ontology annotation, cellular component: cytoplasmic vesicle; plasma membrane. Gene Ontology annotation, molecular function: protein binding; phosphatidylinositol binding. The transcript has 20 exons.
AUGGUCAAAUGGGGCGACCGCGAGCUGAUACAGCCAGAGGCAGGGGCCACAGCCUCACUGCUGCUGCUGGAGACGCCAAAGACACCUCGUGGGUUGGGGGCGGUGUCACAUCUCUGCAGAGACAUGAUCCAGGACCAGAGCCUUAUUCCCAAGGUCACCGCGACUAACACCACGCAGAUUCUAGAGGAGCCCCAGGCUCGGGUUAUGUAUGAUUUUGCUGCUGAACCUGGAAAUAAUGAACUGACAGUUAAUGAAGGAGAAAUCAUCACAAUUACAAAUCCGGAUGUUGGUGGAGGAUGGCUGGAAGGAAGAAACAGCAAAGGAGAACGAGGGCUUGUUCCCACAGACUACGUUGAGAUUUUGCCCAGUGAUGGAAAAGAUCAGUUUUCUUGUGGAAAUUCAGUGGCUGACCAAGCCUUCCUCGAUUCCCUCUCAGCAAGUACAGCUCAAGCCAGUUCCUCAGCUGCCAGCAGUAACAACCAGGUGGAUGUUUUGGCUCAGAUUGGUCGUAUUGAAAGUCUCAGCCAAUCACCACCUCCUUCUCCUUCCAUAAAUAAGGUCAGCAGUGGCAAUGACCCCUGGUCAGCCUGGAAUGCUUCCAAAUCUGGAAACUGGGAAAGCUCGGAUGGCUGGGGAGCCAAGCCCGAGGGGACUGCAGCCCAAAGAAACACCUCCAACAACUGGGACACUGCCUUUGGUCAUCCCCAGGCCUACCAGGGACCAGCAACUGGUGACGAUGAUGACUGGGAUGAAGACUGGGAUGAGCCCAAGUCGUCUUCUCCCUACUUCAAGGAUUCAGAGUCAGCGGAAGCAGGCGGUGCCCAGCGAGGAAACAGCCGUGCCGGCAGCUCCUCCAUGAAGCUGCCGCUUAACAAAUUUCCUGGAUUUGCAAAACCUGGAAUGGAACAGUAUUUGUUGGCCAAGCAACUAGCAAAACCCAAAGAGAAAAUUCCUAUCAUUGUUGGAGAUUAUGGCCCAAUGUGGGUUUAUCCUACCUCUACAUUUGACUGUGUGGUAGCAGAUCCCAGGAAAGGCUCCAAAAUGUACGGUCUGAAGAGCUACAUUGAAUAUCAGUUAACACCUACUAACACUAAUCGAUCUGUAAACCACAGGUAUAAGCACUUUGACUGGUUAUAUGAGCGUCUACUGGUAAAGUUUGGGUCAGCCAUUCCAAUCCCUUCUCUUCCAGAUAAGCAAGUCACAGGUCGCUUUGAAGAAGAGUUUAUCAAGAUGCGCAUGGAGAGGCUUCAGGCGUGGAUGACCAGGAUGUGUCGUCACCCAGUAAUCUCAGAAAGUGAGGUUUUCCAGCAAUUUCUAAAUUUCCGAGAUGAAAAGGAAUGGAAAACUGGGAAAAGGAAGGCUGAGAAAGAUGAGCUGGUGGGAGUUAUGAUAUUUUCCACCAUGGAACCAGAGGCACCUGACCUGGACUUAGUAGAAAUAGAACAGAAGUGUGAUGCUGUCGGUAAAUUCACCAAAGCCAUGGAUGAUGGCGUGAAGGAGCUGCUCACCGUGGGGCAGGAGCACUGGAAGCGGUGCACGGGACCAUUACCCAAGGAAUAUCAGAAGAUAGGCAAGGCCUUACAGAGUUUAGCAACAGUCUUCAGCUCUAGUGGUUAUCAAGGUGAAACAGAUCUCAAUGACGCAAUAACAGAAGCAGGAAAGACCUACGAAGAAAUUGCCAGUCUUGUGGCAGAACAGCCAAAGAAAGAUCUCCAUUUCCUGAUGGAAUGUAAUCAUGAAUAUAAAGGUUUCCUUGGCUGCUUCCCUGACAUUAUUGGCGCUCACAAGGGAGCAAUAGAAAAAGUGAAAGAAAGUGAUAAACUUGUUGCAACUAGUAAGAUCACCCCACAGGACAAACAGAACAUGGUGAAGCGUGUUGGGACAAUGUCUUAUUCUUUGCAAGCUGAGAUGAAUCACUUCCACAGUAACCGGAUCUAUGACUACAACAGCGUCAUCCGCCUGUACCUGGAGCAGCAGGUGCAGUUCUAUGAGACGAUUGCGGAAAAGCUGAGGCAGGCCCUCGGUCGCUUCCCGGUGAUGUAGGACAGAACAAACGUGAAGAAACGCCGAAGUGCUUCCUUCUGACUUGGGGCAACGCAAUUUAAUUUUCUCCCUCCAUCAUCCAAAAAGAAAAAGAAAGAAAGAAAGAGAAAACCAAAAAGAAAUAGAGUUGGAAAAAACUACAUUUCCUUUAUUAAGCGCCUAAAUGCAUCAGUUCUUUAGGGAUAGUCUUUUG